AUGAACUGCCCGUGGUUCAACAACCCGGUUAUAGCCUCGGAUGUUGCCUUUUCGUUCUCUCACUUUGAUGGAAAACACCUUCACCAUGAGAGGGCGGUUGAGUGCCUUCGAAUUUUUCUCCAGAAGACAACUGGUGGUUUUGAUGAACUUCGGAGAACGCUUUCUCAACUGCCUUUACGUGUACCCGGAUCAUUGAUUGGAGUGCGCCUACAUUCGGAUUCCAAAAGUCGUGCGGGUCCAAGACUGCAGGGUAAUAACGCAGUUAACGAGACCUAUCAACUAGUCUAUUACGAUCCUCUAGCAUUAGAUACAAAGAUAAUCAACCCCCCAUCGUCCGAUUCACGACUAACUCGUAGUCGCUCUGCCAGUCGUUUAGGGAUACGGAAAACACGUGCGCCCCAAGCGGAUUCCCAGUCCGCAGGUCGGUCCCUUUCCCCCAACGCACACGAAUGGCAUUCAUUACCCAUGCCAGACUUGUCCCAUUUCUCCCGUGCACAGAAAACAGUGCUUAUUUUUCGCCUCAACCGAAACACACUUCAUCCACCCAUUCUGUCUGAAUGCGAGUUUUUGGCACUUCGUACCCGCAAUGGUGAGAUCACUUCAGCUCCAAACGUACACCCCGACAAAAGUUCCGUCUCAGGCUUACCCAAUGCGGCCGAUCCGCAUGGGUCGACCAAUUCGAACCAUGCGAUUCCCACAUCAAUGUGCACCGGUCAAUCUAUCAGCCAAAGUCAAAGCAGCAGCGGGUUGAGUCGUUCCAGUGGUGACCAACUCGUAGUCGAUCGCACAAAUAACGAUAGUGGUAAUUUGGUUGACGAUACCGAUGUCUGUGAACACGGAGACGGAGAUCACUGUAGCUCCAUGCGUUGUUCCCGAUCACGCUGUCGAGGUUCGGCUAAUGCGGAGGACGAGCGUGGCAUUGCACUGGAUGGUAGUGCUGAGGAUCUGAUGACGGAGGACCGAUCACUUAAUGACCCAUCGUCCGAUGCGUCCGAACGCAGCGGAUUCACCAGUUUGGCGAGCAGUGCGCAUGCAAUGCGUGUCCGAACAGUGUCCGGUCUGCGAGCGUUGAUUGGUCAGAGUCGUGGUUCGGGCGAUUCUGGUGAUCCGGUGGUUAUUGUUCAAACCUCUGAUUCUCCUGCUCACCGAACCGGACCGAACCAGUGCAGUCACCACAGCAAUUCGGACGGCGUGGGAAAACGCACACGAUUUUCUCAGUCCGUUUUGUCAGAUGCACGGAUUGGUUCUAGGGGUGUGGAAACCUUGCAAGGUCCUUCGGGAACUACUACACAAAAUCAGUUGCGGGAACGACAUUCUACCCAAGACUCAUUGGAAGAAGUGGGCGGUGUCGUCUCUUCCAAUCGAAGUGUAGAUGCUGCUGCUUUGGUCUUUGAUCGAACUCGUCCUGUCCCACGUACUGGUUCGGUGGAGCUGGUUCGUAGCUCUGGGCCCGGUUCACUUCCGGGCACACCAGGAUACGGCUCUCGGUUAGCAGUGGGUCCCGGACACAUGUGCGACAGAACCAUACGCAAUUCGGAACGUGGAGGUCAUGAUGGAUCCAUUGGGGUAAACCCGCCAGCAGCCAUGCGGUGUUCCUCAUUAAGUUGUUUACCUGCCCAACGAUAUGUGAACGAAGCGGACGAAAGAUCCAGUGGCAUCACAUGUUCCUCUUGCGGUGUGCGAGUUUCGGAGGCGACUGACGACACGGAACAGCGCGACCUAGGUACAGAUGAUGGUUCACGCGUCGAUGGUGAUUCGCAUGAGGGUGAUGUCCAUUUAGAUAGGCGUCUGGAUAGCGAGGACCGUGAGGCGGAGGAAGAUGCACUAUCGGAUUUACCUGACUUAUCUUCAGCCAACGUGUCAGGCCGUGUAACUCCGCUCUCAAUAACGAGUAGCACCUCUCGCGGAGAGAGUCCGGGAACACGAUCACGCGUAUACAAUCGGGCGGGAUUGGUUUUCCCAAACGGAAUCAGCUUACCCGGGUCAACCGCAGCCGCCGUAGCUGCAGUUUCUUCGUCUGGUGGUGCAACAACCGGGAAUCCGGGGUCUGUACGCUUCGGUAUUCUAGACUUUCCAGCUUCUUUGUUGCACACUCACGAGUCUCCCGACGUGACCGAGAAGUUUGGAAAGUUUGAGCUUCCAGUUACCCGUCUGCCAGAAGUAUUUUUAGUACAGUAUCAUGUGACCAUUGCGCCUGCCAUAUCAUACUACUCAGUAUCAUCUCGUUGUCGUUCCCCAGCGGAAGCUCGUUCCACUGUAAGUGACACAUGGUCCACUGAUGUUCUUCCAUCUGAUACCGAGUAUCCGGAUGGCGGUUCCGAAUAUCUUGGCCCAGAACCUCCCGGUAACAGCUCAUCGAGCCGGCGACCAUCCACAUCCCAUCGUGAUCCUAUACAAUCCAUGGAACGUUUGGACAGCAAUCGCCAUCCGCAUCACCAUCAUCGUCAUCAUCGCCAUCAUCGCCAUCAUUGUCGUGAUCCCUUGUGUGCAACACAUGAAUCCGGUCGUAACGUUUGCGCUGGAACGACCUCGGGUCGUUCGGGCACCGAGUCGGUGCCGAGACAUCAUCACACCGGGGACCAGGCUGCAGUCAGGAGUGCAGGAGUUAACGAGGGCGUUGAAGAUUCAUCUGUUGGACCACAUAGGUCCAUAUUUUUCACUCCGAUCGAGAACGAAAGCAUCACUCCAGCACCAGAACAGUCUCAUUUAAUGAACGAAACUUCCACCUCUUGCCUUAACGCUCCACCUGAGCGAACACAGUUGAACUCGUCAGCUUCGGCUUUGCCUGGCACUUCGACCACAUCUGAUGCAGCGCAGCUGCGUGCCACAGCAGUCACUACUUCUCCAAAGACACAGACUAACCCAUUGACGAAACCACUUGUUCAAGACUAUUCACAUCUGAAUGAUAGAACAAGUCAUAUUGAUCAUCGCCCGAACGAGCACUCAGUUGCAGGCAUCAAUUCAGACAACUUGAUGCACACACCGACUACUUCAACGUUGACCAAUCCCAUUGAACAGGAGCCCAGAUCACAGGUAUCUGCUUCUAAUUAUGCUGGCGGAAAUCCGGACGAGGAGAGAUCCGCCCAGUCGUCAAGGCCACGUAAUCAGUUGGACGGUGCUCCUUCCAAUUUCGAUUCAUUCACUUCCGAGGUUCGGUCUACGGAACACCUGGCACAUGCAGUUCAUUGGCAGUCUGCUGAAGAACGUGCAGAUGAAUCGGUUGAUGAGAUGAUGGAUCGCUAUCGAAGACAAUCGGAUGCCAGACCCCACGCUUCAUUUUCGCUCACCCGAGAUCGCGUUGGCACCGGCAAGUUGGUUCCUGCUGUACUUACCCCGCCAAACGCUGGCACCGCCCCGUCCACGGGACCGGGAGCAUCCACUUCAUCCGGCUCUCCAGCUGGAAUGUGCAGUUCGUGUUCAUAUCGUACCGCGUUAUCCAACAGUUCCAACCAAUUACGAAUUCAUCUCACACAUGGAUUGCGUCGUCUGUUCUCCAGUCCCUUAGUCGGCACCGUGUUGGAAACCAUCUCCCGUCAGCUGAUGGCUACCGAAUUGUUUGCUCGAACAACCACUGCUUGUUCACCGAAUAUAUCUAAAGAGGAUAGGUUUUUCUUGGCCCUACUGGAUGCUUUAGUAUCGGACACGUUAAUUUCCCAAGAUCCCAGUUUAACCACUUGUAUUCGCGAAACGAAGCGCCUGUUUGAACGCCUCCUGCUCAAUACCCAAAUGCAACUAUCACGUAACCCUCUUCCGGCAACCUCUAACGAAUCGCAGUUGAUCUCAUGGACAAAUUUAUCUACAGCAGCAGUUCAUCCCGACCAUCCGACGUGUUCCCCUUCUUCUCCGAUCGAGUGUGAUUCGGUUGUCAUCAGUCUUUUGAACCAGUUACGUGCUGAACGUCGGCAUCGACUUGCCUACCUGGCCUACUUAACGGAACAACGGAACCGAGUCGCAGCACAUAAACGUUCUUUGAUCAUGUUGCAGCGUCGAUGUGAAAGAGAACUGCAAGUUCAAUGUGAAUAUAUUGUGCACAAAUACGUGACCACAUUUUUGGAUUCUCAACGCGAAGCCUUCCGCCUGUUCUACGAUCACUUUACCGAGCAACGGAAUCGGUCCGAGGUGGAAGAUCGGGGUGCGACUGCAACUGGACAGGGUGGUCGCAGUGCGGCAUCUCAGUUAGCUCUCCAGUUCAUCCGCGAUCUUAUUGAACGUUGGGAGGCGGUGGAAACCAGUCGUCGACCGCCUAUCUUUUUUCCGGUGUCCCGACUCGAUUCCGGUCGCGAAGAGGUGGAUGGAGACUUCGCUCAUCUCGCCGCAUCUCAUGUGGCGUUUGCCCGUGUGCACAUUCGGAGACUUGUCAUGGAAAAGAUCUAUCAGUCUGGCGUGUGGAUGAAUGAUCCGGCGUUGGAAUGCGCACGAGAUGUUGUGUUGCAUCGUGAACUGGCCUUGCUCAGUCGUGUCAUCACUCUUGGUGAGCUCCAGAUUCCCGAACGCUACCAUGUAUUCGAACCGUUUCACUCCGUGCAAGAGGAGCUUCGCAGUUUCGGUUGUUCCCAUCUUCCCUCGGAUAUGCUCCAAUGUCUCAAGCGAGUCAUCGAACGUAUCGUGGCUACUUUACAACUAGCUUGUCCCCAGUCGGUUCCCAGUGCUGACGAUCUCCUGCCUGUGCUAAUUUUUACCAUCCUACAGGUGACUGCCUAUCCAACCGAACCGGAAGAGUUUCUGUUGCAGCACAGCGAUAAUUCCCUUGAAUUCAGUGGAGCGAUAAUCUGGAUGGAUCAGAAGGGUAAAGUUACAAGUUCUGCGCCCCGAGUUGAUCUACUCAUAGUAGUGUCGACCAGACUGCUGUUGCCUAGAUUGAACUCUCCGAUGGGAUUUGUUUGUCGCAGCUAA
Molecule: messenger RNA, 4893 nt
Organism: Echinostoma caproni
Lineage: Eukaryota; Metazoa; Platyhelminthes; Trematoda; Plagiorchiida; Echinostomatidae
Source: the annotation of a GenBank genome assembly